Molecule: messenger RNA, 4924 nt
Organism: Cryptotermes secundus
Lineage: Eukaryota; Metazoa; Arthropoda; Insecta; Blattodea; Kalotermitidae
Product: condensin-2 complex subunit G2
Exons: 22
Coding region: 81-3407 (1108 amino acids)
Biological process (GO): mitotic sister chromatid segregation
Cellular component (GO): nucleus; condensin complex
Source: RefSeq, a predicted model, not a curated record
AUUUGAAUUUGAAUUUGUAUUUGUACGACGAGCCGGAUGAUGAUUGAGUAAUAGAUAUUUAUUUACGCCGUUAUCUUAGGAUGAACCACUGGCUGGCUGGAAGGCAGGUUGUGGACCUCUCUGCUGAGGAGCUGGACAAGCUGUGGUCAGUCAUGCGUAGCAACUUCACAGUUCAUCUGAACACUGUGCUCUGUGGAGCAGAAUCGGCACCUGACCAGGAAAGGGAUGUAGAUUUGUCUUUGGAAGAGACUUCAAAAGAAUCAAUGGAGGAAUUUUUCCACACUCUUCUGUCUCUUGCAAAACAGUGCAUUGACACCCCUGAGCCUCACGUUUCCAAAGAGCUUGUCCACAUUGCAUUGGCACUGGGAGACAUCCUGCUCAACAAAAACACUCCGCAGCAGGUUCAGCAGGAGACAGCAGAUUUUCUGGUACUGUGGUGCAAGAAGGGCCUGGCGUCAGUGCACUUGCUGUGCGUGAAGACAUUCCACUAUCUGCUUGCAUCCUCACUGCACAAAGGGAUUCUUAUGUCUGAUGUGAAACGGCUGUGGAAUUUUCACCAGAACCUGUUAAAUGCAGAUUAUCAGAGUGAGGCAUUCAGGUGCUUGGUGCCGCUGUUGCUGAGAAUGGUGCAGAAUGAGCCAAUGUUGAGUGUAAAAGAGGGACGCUGCUUGGUGGCAUCCUUCCUCUGUCUGAAUGAGGACCUUGUUAAGGAGUUCCACCGACAGAUCAAGGUGGCACUGCCGAGCUGCAGGAAGGAAGUAGCCUCUGCUUAUGGUGAGAUCUACAGCCUGGCUAUCAAGACAGCCAAUCCCAACAUGAAGGUGGUGGUAGCGGAGGUGUGUCUGAAGGAUGUGAUUUUGCACGUGCUGCAAGUGCGACGCAGCGGCCUGCAGAUGGGGAGAAUGGGGAAGCAGCUGAUGCACGUGUUACGAGUCAUACAUUCUAACAGAAGAUGUGUUGCUGUGACCAAGAUGCUGAUUCAUGCAUAUGAGCCAAUCAUAUGGCGGUUUGUGUCGAGCUGCAACAACAUCCACCGCUCCAAUGCUGCUGAGGUUCUGUUCGACGUGUAUCCACUGGAGCACCCUGGUGGCUGCAGCAUGAAGAAUGUGAACCUCGUGGAGUUGCAGCAUGCCACAAUGAACAGACUGCUGGUGGACACCUGCCAUGUUGUGCGCAUUAUUGCCAUCAGGGGUAUAUGUCAAAUUUUGUGUGAGUUCUGGUCUGGCAUCCCUGUGCGAUGGCGUCACAAGUGGAUGUGUGUGCUGCUCCAGGACCUGUCAGCUGACGGUUCAAGUGUUCAAGUGCGUUGCAGCAUAUAUCGAUCAUUGUCAAAAUUGUUGAAGAACCCAAAAGCUGCAGAUUACCUGGGAACAGCACUACCAGCUUUGUACCAGCAGAUACAUGACAACCACGCAUGUGUUCGCCUGUCAUUUGUGACGCUGCUUCUGCACAUCAAGCAGACAGGAUUGCUACAGUAUCAGAAGGUGGUUCCUGUUGAUCACCUUAUUGCCAGGUUAAAGGUAGAGGAUCAACGCAUUGGACGGCAACUGGUGUCACUCAUGUUCAGCAACUUGCUUGUCCCAAAGCAGUCAAUGGAUGAACGUGUGAAGCGCAUUGUAAAGCUAGCUAACAGCAGUGUAACAGCAACAAGGAACUUCUUCCUAUACUCAAAGCACGUUUUGGAGUUUGCUGAUGCGGUGGAGCUGAUGCGGGGUUUGCUGCUGCACCUGGAGAACACUCAUUCAGAGUGUGCUGGCGUACCUCACCUGCACCGCAGUGCUCAUGUGGUGGGUGGCCUCUUGGAUGUGGUCAGCAUUUUGUGGUCUCUUCACACAACAGUACUGAACAGUACUGCCAACAAGGGACAGCUAAUGCAGCUGUACCAACUGGUGAAGGCAUGCUUGCCAACUCUGCUAAGGUGCUACAGGGAAUGUAAUGGAGUGGUCCUUGGGUCAGUACUCUUCCUAGGCAGUUUGGUACCAGCUCAAGUUCUCAAAGAGUGCACAGCCUCAAGUUUCUGCAUAUCACGGCUCAGGAACUUAGUGCUAGAGGGAAAUGUUGAGGAGGCUUCCCUGAUGUGGGUCUCACCCCUCUGCAGCUGGGGUCAUGGUGCUGAGGUGCUUGAACUAGCAAUGGAGUGGCUUGAAGAGGCCCUGGGAACAGUACAGACUGAGCAGCUAGGAUUGAGGAGAGUCCGAUUCUGCAGUCGGUCAGAACCUCUGUUGGCUUUGCAUAUGCUGGACGCAGUGUUUUGCCACCCAACAAACAUGUUGUCUGUGAUGACAAAGAACAGAGAUCUUGUGCUUGAGCUGUGGUUGUAUCUUGACAGAAUUAAGCUUGCUAUUGAGAGACGCAUGGUGGGACCUUUGACCUCUCCACUUUUGUCUGAUGAGUUUCUGUGCCUCUGUUUCCUCCGCUAUGCGAAACUCAUUGUUCUUCUUGGAGAAUAUCCAGGCAAGACAUUCAGCUCUUGUGAGACUUUACUGCAGUUGCUGGGGUGGGCUGAACGUGUUCUGAUGCCCCACAUUCCAGGGACCCUGCCUGCUGAAGUGCCUCUUGCAGCAAAAUUGCUGAAUUAUCUGACUCAAGUGGCAGCCACAGCCAUCAUGACCGGGCAGACAGAUGACACAUUGCAUGUCCGGCUGGCUGAAUACACCCACAAGUUGCUGAGUACAGGAUGUGCGCUGAUGUUUGUGCACGGUGUUGUGUGUGUGACACACUGGUUAGUAGAAUACUGCUGGGUGUACUGUGGGCAUGCCGAUGAAGUGAACCUGCUGCUUCCUGCUAUCCCACGUAUGCUGCUUGAUGUGCUGCUGGUCUUCAUGGAUGGACACUACAGCCAGGAGACCUUGGCACUGUACGCUGAGAGCAUGGGUGCUGUACGAGCUGCUCUGAGCGAGGUGCUUGUUGUGACUCUGCAGUAUCAUGGGGGCAUAUCGAAGAUGGUGCUCGACAUGGUGAACGGCUGUGCAGAUGCUGUGGUUGGCAUCACAAUGAAUCACAUUGUGGAGGUGGAGAUACUGAAGCCUGUGAAGAUGGUGCAUGACUUGCCAUAUGUAGCAGCACAACUACUGAGUGUUUUCCAACAGCAAAAUGUGUUGUGCACCUUGUUUCUGUGUUUGAUGGCAAAGCGGAUACGUACACAUUAUGUUCAGGACCCAUUGCUGGUGGUUUCCACAAUCUCCGUGCUCCAUGCUGCGGUGUACAACUCGGGUAAAAUGUCCAUUCGUGACCUGAGGUUGGCAGCACGUGCAGCUGCAUCAGCUUUGGAGACUGUGAGACGAGGAUCACACAGCAGUCACAAUGCCCUUGGCGAGCACAACAGUGAUGCAAACACCAUGGUCAUGCUGCUGGCUGCGGCCAAUCAGGCAUUAGCUGCCAUUUUGGUUAAGCUGGGCCUGAGGUAGUGCAACAGUACGAUGGCUAGGACUACUGUUCCAGCACGGAUUGUGAGUGUAUACUGCGCAAUAAAUUAUAUUCUGCCACUCCUCCCAUACGUUUCCACUUCGGAGUGUAUAUGAUAUGAAAUCAUGUGCAGUUGAUACAGUGCCACCAAAUAAUCUAGAAGCUGAACUAAUGAGGGGCUCCUUAUCUUGAAGUUUCAUACUGUGCUGAAAGGUUGUGAGUUGCACUGAAAUUUGAUGAAAAAUGCCAUGUGACAGGACUGCAUAUUUUGUUUUGGUAAAUGGCGUUCCCUGCAAACUGUUAACCUUAUCAAGACAAUGAAUGGUUCUUGUUGGUGUGUGUCAUGGAGGCUGAUACAGAAUAUGCUGUCACAUCCCACCCAGAAGGCAUAUCUUAAUAUUCACUGCUAUGAAAAUCUGUCUCGUAUCUUUACCAAGAUUUUCCCUAGCAUCUUAAAGUCAACCUUUUCAGAGUGAACUUGAACAGUGACAUGGCUCAUGAUGAAAUUGGGUGUGAAAUACAUUCUGGAAAUGCUUGUUGUUAGUUUGGAUUAAUUUGAAUCAUGUACAUUUUUAAUCCCCCGGUCAUGUGGAAUACAAGCUCUAAAAAUAGCUGUUAGAGGAAGUUUACAAGUUACAACUGACAUAUCUGUAUCACCCUGUAGCCAUUUUUGUAGCAAUUAUGGUACUUCAAUUUUGCAAGCUCAGUUUUAUGUACUUUUCCAUCUGGUGCCAGCCAAGUGCCUUUAUGAAUAAAGUUAGAUCUGAACCCAUUUUACUUUCCCUCAAAGUGUUCAUAUCAACAUGACACUAGGCAUAUAUGGUGCAUCUCAUUUAUGAAGUUUUCCAUGUAACCAUGAAAUGUUAAUGUCUUAUAAGGGCAGGCUUAAAAAGCUUACACAAUCAAUUAUAUUCUCUGUAGAAAACCAACAGAAUAAACAUAUUUUUUACACUGAAAAAAUGGCUAAAAACAAUAAAUACACAAGUUUCCAAAUAUACAUUACAUGUUCCUGCUGUCGAUUUUUAAGUCUAGUUUGUUAUGAAAUGCUGUUCACUCUUCAAAUGUCUGUUUUACUUACCUUCUAAUAAUGUCUUUAAACUUUCUUGGUUGGGAUAUAUCUUUAUGUAGUAUAGUGGCGUCACAUCUUACAUGGGGGUUACAUUCUAAAGACGAUGUGUAAACCCAAAAUUGAGUCUAGUCAUAAUUAUCUCUUGAAAAUCCAUCAUCCUUAAAGUACAUGAAUGUUUAAAUGGGAUAUAAAUAUAUUAUCCUUGUGGUGUUACUUUUGGAACCCACUCACCUUAGCUUUUUAGGCAGGAAACCAUUUUAAGUGGGACAUUCACUGUAUACUUAAAUGUGGCAAUACAUCACUUCAUUAUGGGUGAAAUAUGGAUAACAAAGCAAACAAGAAACCAUUUACAAUAAGUGAUAAAAUUAAUAUAAUAGUGCAAGCUGAUGCAAGUACUGGAGCAUAUGUCAAAAUGGUGUCAUGGAUUGGACUUUCAGUGACCACAAUAAG